This is a messenger RNA of Pseudomyrmex gracilis, 1758 nucleotides long. RefSeq names its product transmembrane protein 41 homolog (gene stas). The transcript is spliced from 4 exons. Bases 379 to 1155 code for a protein of 258 amino acids. NCBI's taxonomy places the organism in Eukaryota, Metazoa, Arthropoda, Insecta, Hymenoptera, Formicidae. The record is from RefSeq and is a predicted model, not a curated record. Gene Ontology annotation, cellular component: endoplasmic reticulum membrane.
ACGAGACCAUCAGCUGAUUCGAACUCAAACAUUUGGAAUCUUCUGCUGCACUCUUUGUACUUUUACUCUCUCUCUUUCUCUUUUUCAACCUUCUUUUUCUUUUUUUUUUCACUUAAUAUUUAGUCACACACCCAUUAUGUUUUAAGAUCAGGAAGUACACCAGUGUUGUAAAAAAAAAAAACAUCGGUGACAACUCUGUCCUUCGAGGACGACACACGUCUGUCUUCGGUUCAGUUCGGACCCACCGCGAAACUCGCACUCGACAAAAGUGCAAAGUAAUUGCAUGACGCGAUACACAUCGAUUCGUGAAAAUUGAAGUGCAUCGAUUCCGAAGAUCCGUUCCUAUACACAACAAGUGACAGCGAGACAGCUGAAAAAAUGAGCACGCAGGUUAACGCGAAACCAGCACCCAUGGAAGCAACUUCAACGAGAAGAGCAGUACUGACGGUCGGAUUCAUCUUUGCGGCCUCGCUGACCGCACUGUUUUACGUGUACACGAACUUUCCAGAAUUAGAAGAAGAUGAGAAGCAGUACAUGAAGCUGCCGCUUCACAUAGAAGACGCCAAGAGCUUGGGAAAACUGCUGGAGAGAUAUAAAGAUCUGUACUACUAUCAAGUAUUAACCGGAGUGUUCGUUACAUACAUCUUCUUGCAAACGUUUGCCAUUCCCGGAUCUAUUUUUCUCUCGAUUUUAUCCGGAUUUUUAUUUCGCUUCUCGGUUGCGCUGCUGCUCGUGUGCACGUGCAGCGCAAUCGGCGCCACUUUGUGCUACCUGCUGUCGUCGUUACUAGGCAGACGGCUGUUGUACCGAUACUUUCCGGAGAAAGCGAACAAGUGGACGGUCACGGUGACCAAGCACCGCGACAACCUGUUCAAUUACAUGCUGUUUCUCAGGAUGACGCCGUUGCUGCCGAACUGGUUCAUCAAUCUGGCCAGUCCCGUGAUCGGCGUGCCGAUGAUGCCGUUCACCCUCGGCACUUUCUUCGGCGUCGCGCCGCCCUCAUUCGUCGCGAUACAAGCGGGCCAGACGUUGCACGAGCUCACGUCGUCGAGCGACGCGUGGUCGUGGAACAGUGUGAUCAUACUCUGCGCAUUCGCGCUGUUAUCCUUACUGCCCGUGCUGUACAAGCAGAAACUCAAGCAGAAGCUCGAGUAAAACGCCGAGACGAUCGAUCGGGAAUAUUCUCAGGGUGACAUUUUUCGAUAUCGCGCAAGAAAGGAAGGAAACUUUCCGACACUUUUCGUUUACGGAUUUAUUUUAGGGAAUUUAAAAGGACAAUUGCGACAGGUGCAAACGGAAUUAUCAAGAGCACGCGGUGCCGGUUAUUGAAAAAUCGCGCCGUGCGUGAAAUCCUUAUAUUUGCAUUUAAAUGCGCGAAAAUGCAGUGAAUUCCCGUGAAGCACAAUUUACACGUAACUUAUUUAUUAAUGCUGUAAUUUAUUUUGUACAUGUAUAUUUUCAGUAGAGAUUAUACGUGGCACUAUAUCGUUUACAAAUCAACUCAACACGAGGAAGAUAAGGAAAAAAAACCCUGCGACUUAUUACUGUUACAAAUACGCCUAAACACUUUAGACAAUAUGCCAGACAAAAUGAUCUCAGAUAAACAUUCUGUGUGUGUUGGUAGCGAGAUGAGAUUUAUUCCACGCGUUGUUGGAAUAGAAAAAAAAAAUAAAAAAUAAAUAAAUAAAUGUACUUUUCAGGUUUAAAUAUGCGAGAAAAAAAGACAAAACCUAUUAUCAACAUCAUGUGAGAAUAGAU